AUGGAAUUAAGAACAUUGACGCCUUUUAUGAUACAUGUGAUAUUCGAAAAUAAACGCAACGACGUAUUAUUUGCGUGGAUAUUUCAUAAUUGCGAUGCAUCGAGGAAAGAUUAUAUCCGGGAAUUAAUGGAACAUACAGAAGUACAUGCGUACGGUAACUGUCUGCAUAAUCAAGAUACUCCAGAUGAGAUGCUGAAGAAAUACGGACUGGAACAUAUGAUAUGUGACGGAGAAGUGUACUAUGCACUGUUGGUGGACGCUAUUCUUAUAUACUUGGGAGCAUCUGAUAUCGAUGAUUAUGUUCCGUCGGGGAGUGUGAUUAAAGUAACAGAUUAUGAGAACAUAACUGCAUUAGUAGAACAUACUGAAAUGAUAGCCAAUAAUAAGACACUGUACGAAGGUUACUUUGCGUAG
Paraglomus brasilianum is the source of this 414-nucleotide messenger RNA. The record is from the annotation of a GenBank genome assembly. Lineage: Eukaryota; Fungi; Glomeromycota; Glomeromycetes; Paraglomerales; Paraglomeraceae.